This is a messenger RNA of Dentiscutata erythropus, 3618 nucleotides long. The record is from the annotation of a GenBank genome assembly. NCBI's taxonomy places the organism in Eukaryota, Fungi, Glomeromycota, Glomeromycetes, Diversisporales, Gigasporaceae.
AUGGCUUCUCAACAAUCGGAAAUGGGCAAGGAUUCGUUUGCUUCUGCUGUUACUGGAAACAGCACUGGCGGUUCGCCUCAGCAUGAGGCGAGAGCUAGAGAAAUACAGGCGGAAGAAGGAAUUACUACUUCUUAUCGUUCAGGUCCUCUUCCACCACCGUCCAUUUCUACCAAUGGUGCUUUCAAUAACGGUACCCUCCUUUCGGAUUCUACUGCUAGUGUAUCACUUGAAUAUUUAAACCUAAAGUCUGUUGGAAAGGUCUCUCCUACCCCUAGUAGUAGUGGUCCUGAUCAUUUAUCCUCUUAUUCCUCUUCAUACCGCCGGACUAGAGCUGAUACAUUACCUUCCUCUUUGUCUCGACCUAUUGUGCAUCAUCCUACCUCCUCAUUGUCGAUCACAACAUCUAUUGGAUCCUCUGCUUCUGCCGCGACUCUUCUUACUCCUCCAAAAGCAAGUUCUCGUCUUCGAUCUGGAUCUCUUACUUUACCAUCAGCAUCACUUUCUGCUGCAUUUGGUCCAUCUAUUUUUACUUCAGGAUGGUCUGAUCAUAGAAGUGAGACAAAUGGUCCACCAACUCCUCCUAUGCAAACACCUACUACUGGUGAUUUACUUCGUGGUGAUGAAAAUAAUACUGUUGGUAAAACUUUAGAUUAUUUAGGCCUAGAUGAUCAUGAACAUCUCAAAGCUACUGGUAAUCUUCCACAGAUCAAAGUGGACAUGAAACCAUCAAACACUCAAAAUUAUCAACCUUCUGUGGGAUCUAUUACUUCUUCCCUUCGUAGAGAUGCAAAUAGAAUUCGUUCUUAUUCUGUAUCUGCUACUGCUAAAUAUGAUGAUCCACCACCUACAACAACGGUUUCUUCAAAUAAUCUUUUUCCACCAGGUUCUGCUGCUGUACAACAAUUCCAUCAAACUCAUUCUAGGCCUCGCGCUAUUAGUUUAGGCAUUUUAGAUUUACCAAAUGAUAUUAUGCAUAUGCGUCAGGGAAGAAAUGGUUCUAUGUAUAAUGAUUUAUCAGAAUCCGGACAAGGUUCUACUACUCCAUCUAGAUCUCUUGGUGGUGAACAAUUGGUUGGAAUGAUGCUUUUGGGUGCUAUGGAAGGAAAAAAGAAACAGCAACAACAAAUUCAUAUGGAUGAUGAUUAUUUAUUACCAGAUCAUGAUGAAUUAGAGCAUGCUCGUUCUGGUGUGUCAAGCCCUCAUGACCAUACACCUGAUCAUUCUCAACAAAGUACUCCUCCUCCACAAACACCAACUCGAUCCUUAUGGAUUGGGAACAUUGAUCCUAACCUUAGCACUCAAGAUCUUAUGCACCUUUUUUCACCUUACGGUUCAAUUGAAAGUUUAAGACUUUUACCGGAUAAAGAAUGUGGUUUCGUUAAUUUUGUUCGAGUUGAGGAUGCCAUUAGAGCUAAAGAUGAUAUUAUGAAUAGAAUGGGAAGUCGAGUUGGAAAUUGUAUCGUUCGUGUUGGUUAUGGUAAGGCAGAUUCAUUGAAUAAUCACGACCUGUCUCCAUCGUCGCAAACGCAACUUCAACCUACACGUGCUCUUUGGAUUGGAAACAUUCCCACCUCGACUACACCACUAAUUCUACAGAAUAUAUUUGCACCAUAUGGUCCAAUUGAAUCUGCUAGAGUCUUAACACACAAGAAUUGUGGCUUCGUCAAUUUUGAAAAAUUAGAUGAUGCUGUGAAAGCUAAGAAAGCUUUGCAUGGUAAAGAAGUUCUUGGAAGUGCUGUUGGCCCUGUCAGAAUAGGAUUCGCCAAGGUACAGCCUAAACCAUCACCCACAUCGACUCCAGAGCCAGGAUCUCCUGCAACCCGUCAUAUUCGUAAUCUUUCCUCAUCAUCAUCCUCUUCCAAUAAUCAGAAUUCUGGUCAAUGGAACGGGCAAGUCGAAAAUUAUCAUAAUAGCAUGAUGAAAAUGAUGAUAUCUUGUCCAGCAAAUGUUUCUGGUGGUCUUACAGAAAAGCAAUUAAUGAUGCGCGAACUUAGUGGUGGUGUGGAUGAUGAUAUUGAUGACGUCAAUGAAAACCGCCCUCCCACGACGUAUUUCACAUCCAUUCCUCCUGUUGGUGAUCCAAAUCCAAAUCGUAAACCUGAUGCUUCGAGGUUGAGAGAAAUUCGCAAACGUUUGGACAGUGGUCAUUGUUCCGCAAAGGAAGUGGAGGCAAUUGCAUCUGAAGUUUUAGAAGAAUGUGUUGAACUGUCAAGCGAUUAUAUCGGUAAUACUGUAAUUCAGAAAUUGUUUGAACGUUGCUCCGAAAAUACCAAAACCAAAAUGUUGGAAAAGAUUGCACCACACUUAGCAACAAUUGGUAUUCAUAAAAAUGGAACAUGGGCUGCACAAAAGAUAAUUGAUUGUGCUAAAACUCCUGCUCAGAUGCAACUUAUCACGUCUAAUGUUAAACCAUAUACUCCUCCACUUCUUUUGGAUCAAUUUGGAAACUAUGUCGUACAAUGCUGUCUACGUUUAAGUCCUCAAAGAAAUCAAUUUAUAUUUGAUGCAAUGGUAGAUAGAUGUUGGGAAAUAGCUCAAGGUCGUUUUGGUGCGCGUGCAAUGAGAGCUUGCUUAGAAAGUCAACAUGUUACUAAGAAGCAACAGAAACAAGUUGCUAUUGCUAUCGUAAUGAAUGCAGUUCCUCUUUCCACCAAUCCGAACGGUGCUUUAUUAUUAACAUGGAUGCUUGACACCUCUUCCUUCCCUGGUCGGUAUCGUAUUCUUGCUCCACGUCUUGCUCCACAUCUGGCGCAUUUAUGCACACAUAAACUUGCGUCUUUAACUGUUCUUAAGAUUAUCAAUCAACGUCAAGAAUCAGAUGCUCGUGAUUUGACGAUUGCAUCAUUGUUUUUCUCUGCAAAUGAUCAAAUUUUAGAAGAUGUGUUGAGCGAUCAAGUUCAUGGUGUUGGAGUUGUUCAAAAAGUUUUGGCCAGCCCGUAUGUUGAUAGUAAUGAAAAACAGAGGUUGGCAGAAAAAGUUAAAAUUGUUUUGGGCAAGUUAAAAGUUCAACAAGUGCAAGGAUACAAACGUUUAAUGGAAGAAUUAGGAAUGGUGGGUGAUCCUGCUUUGGGUGCGCCAAAUAUGAAUUCUGGUCCUUCUCCGGUUGGUAUUCCACAAGGUCAAAUGCAACAGGCUGCAGUCAGUAAUACUACUACAGAAAAUAGCAAUUCUCCUCACGAGCAAUUGGCUCCUCAAUCGGCAGGGCAACAGACUUCAAGUGAAAGUUCUACUUUAAAUUCAGGAACACAAUCUUCCACGCCAAUGGCUUCAACACCGACAACAACUUAUACAACAUCUGCACCGAUGUUUAUGAAUAAUAUGCCAAUGUCUCCCCACCCACACUCUCCUUUUCCACCUACAUCUCCUUAUCCGCACAUGAGUCCUUUCACACCUUUCAUUCAUCCAUCCACUUUGGCAGCAGUUGCAGCCGGUAUGUAUGGGCAUCCGGCGAUGUUUAAUCCUGCGGCUUAUCCAUAUAUGCUCGCAGCAAGUGGUGCGAUUCCACCGCCAAUUGUGGGCACCACACCACAUACACAAGCGCAUACAUCUCCUCAAGGAGUCAUUUCCGAAUCGCUUUCGCCAUCGUCAAUUGGUCACGUCGAAGUCCAGCAACAAUGA